AUGCUUAUUCAAAAGCAAAACCGUAAGCUCAUUUACGAGACUCUUUUCAAGGACGGUGCUUUGGUCGCUCCCAAGGAUUUCAACCUUGCCAAGCAUCCUGAAAUUGAUGUCCCUAACCUUGAAGUUAUCAAGUCCAUGCAAUCCUUGACCUCCAAGGGCCUUGUCAAGACCCAAUUCUCGUGGCAAUGGUACUACUAUACUCUCACCAAUGAGGGUAUCGACUAUCUCCGUGAAUACCUCCACCUUCCUCAAGAGAUUGUUCCUGCCACUCUCAAGAAGACUGCUCGCCCUGCUGCUCCUCGUCGUGCUUUUGGUGGUGAAGGUCGUGAAGGUGGUCGCCGUGACCGUGAUGACUACCGCCGCAAGGAAGGUGCCUCUGGUGAUUUCAAGCCCGAGUUCCGUGGUGGCUUUGGUCGUGGUCGUCGCGAGUAA
Lichtheimia ornata is the source of this 432-nucleotide messenger RNA. RefSeq lists its product as uncharacterized. Lineage: Eukaryota; Fungi; Mucoromycota; Mucoromycetes; Mucorales; Lichtheimiaceae. The coding region runs from base 1 to 432 and encodes 143 amino acids. The record is from RefSeq and is a predicted model, not a curated record. Gene Ontology annotation, molecular function: structural constituent of ribosome; RNA binding. The transcript has 5 exons. Gene Ontology annotation, cellular component: cytosolic small ribosomal subunit.